UACGGAAAAAGGACGCACUGUCACUGCACUGCCUCCCUCUUUGCUUCUUCUCUCCCCCAAUUUGACUACCACAUUGGAUCGGUAGAUAGCAAUAUGGUAGCUCUUUUCCUCCUCUUCCCUCUUCUUCUUCUUUCCGCCGCUCUCUCGUCGUCUGCCUCUUCUCUCGCUUAGAUAGAUCGAAUCAAUAGACUCUCCGGACGAUGGGAAGCCUCCCGGAGGAGGAGGAGGAGGAGUACGCGUCCGACCUCCAAAGCGACCGCUGCGGGAGCUACAGCCCCAGCGCCGAUGUCAGCGAGUCAGAGUCCUCCGGUGGCCUCUCCGACCGCGCCCCGCUCGCCGCCGCCGCCGCCUCCGCCCCCUUCGCCUCUUCGCCGCUCGCGGCGCUGCUGCCUGCCGACCCCCAUUUGGUGCUCUGGGAGCCGAAGUUGGAAAAGAGGGACACCGAUUUCUCGGAGGUGGAGAUGAUGAAGGAGAGGUUUGCGAAGCUUCUGCUCGGGGAGGACAUGUCCGGCGGUGGCAAAGGAGUCUGUACCGCGCUUGCCAUCUCGAAUGCCAUCACGAAUCUUUCCGCUACCGUGUUUGGGGAGCUCUGGCGAUUGGAGCCCCUGGCGGCGCUGAAGAAGGCAAUGUGGCGCCGGGAGAUGGAUUGGUUGCUAUGCGUGAGCGAUUCUAUCGUGGAGCUCAUCCCUUCCAUCCAAGACUUCCCUGGGGGCGGCACCUUCGAGGUGAUGGUCUCUCGUCCCCGAGCCGACCUCCACAUGAACCUCCCCGCGCUCAAGAAGCUGGACGCCAUGCUUAUCGGGAUGUUGGAUGGGUUCCAAGGUACUGAGUUUUGGUAUGUGGAUCGGGGGAUUUUGGUUGCUGAUGCAGACGAGGAUGGGAGCAGGUCCUGCCCGUCUUCAUCCUUUGGCAGGCCAUCGUUGCGCCAGGAAGAAAAAUGGUGGCUUCCGUGCCCAAGGGUGCCGCCCAAAGGCUUGUCGGAGGUCGCAAGGAAGAGGUUGCAGCAAUGUCGGGAUUGUGUGAAUCAGAUUCUUAAGGCAGCCAUGGCGAUUAAUAGUGGGGUGCUUGCUGAGAUGGUGAUCCCUGACGUGUAUAACGAGACCUUGCCUAAGAGUGGGAAAUCAUGUUUGGGUGAGAUAAUUUACCACUACAUAACAGCUGAAGAAUUUUCACCAGAUUGCCUUCUUGAUUGUUUGGAUCUGUCAUCUGAGCAUCAUACGCUUGAAAUAGCAAAUAGGAUUGAGGCAGCAAUUCAUGUUUGGAGGCUGAAAAGCCAAAAAAGACAUCCCCAACCAAAGGAAAAAAAGACGUCUUGGAGAGGAAAAGUGAAAGGCCUUGUUGCUGUCACCAGAAAAAGUCAAUUUCUGGCAGAACGGGCAGAGGGUCUCUUGCAAAGCUUAAAAAUUCAAUAUCCUGGACUUCCUCAGACAGUUCUAGAUAUGAACAAAAUUCAGUACAAUAAGGAUGUAGGGCAGUCCAUACUCGAGAGUUACUCCAGAGUCAUGGAAAGUUUGGCAUUUAAUAUCAUGGCAAGGAUUGAUGACUUAAUCUUUGUGGAUGAUGCAACAAAAAAAUGUGCAGCCGCGGAAGCUGUCUCUAUAUUCAACCGGGGAGGAAUGGGAGGACUUCCAGUUCAGAAAAGGAUGUCGCCCAGCCCCUUCUCAAUUCAGAAUUCACCUUAUGCCUCACCAUUUGCAACACCUACAUUUUGCUCUUCAACCCCAAUAACCGAAAGCCCUGGAAGGCUGCAAACUUCUUUAAGUAAGAGGAGUAUCCAGUUUCAACAAGAGGGAAAGAUGGCAAAGAUCAUCUCCGGUGACCUGGAGAAGUUGUGGUCAUACACUGGCAACCUGAGUGCCAGAAAAGAUGCAGGAGAUGCUCCCGAAAGGGACUAAUUCCAGAUAAACGAAUGCUCUUGCAAGAUUAGCAAAAGAAGCAUGAGACCCCAAGUCUGGUUGGUGGGUUUGGUUCUGUAUAGAUGUGCAAUUGAGGAUAUCAGGUUUUGUUUCGGAUUCAGACUUAGCUGCAGGUCAUAGUCUUGUUAGAUGUACUAGUAGUGGAACUGCAUUGUUGUUUGGAAGAAAAUUUGUGUUGUGAUCUGUUAGGUAUUUGAGGUUUUCCUCUUCGGAUGGUGUUCAGAUGGGUUAACAUGAGCAUGAACGAUGACCUUGGUCGAUUUAGCAUUGUAAAUUAAAAUAAGCUCUUCUCAUUUGUCA
This is a messenger RNA of Musa acuminata subsp. malaccensis (wild Malaysian banana), 2216 nucleotides long. Its product is annotated as rop guanine nucleotide exchange factor 1. Gene Ontology annotation, molecular function: guanyl-nucleotide exchange factor activity. The record is from RefSeq and is a predicted model, not a curated record. NCBI's taxonomy places the organism in Eukaryota, Viridiplantae, Streptophyta, Magnoliopsida, Zingiberales, Musaceae.